UCUCAAAUUCUCCGUGAAAUGGUUGAAGAGAGAAUACUCUAUAAAGGUAAACAAAAGCAGCCACAAAAGAAGGCAGCCAGCAGCGCUAGCCAGUCUAGGCACGUACACACACGGCCCCUAUUGCCAAACAGCAGGAGAGCGCUCUCACCCUGAUCUCUGAUAAGGGAGAGGGAAGAAUCGCUCAUCAGGUGGCUCACACGCAUCAUUGCCGCGCGCUGCCUCCCAACGUUCCAGCACGAACGAAGGGCGUCUUUGCCUUCCAUUGCUACGAGGGAGAAGCAAGAACGUGGGCACGUGGCACACACAUCACAUACAGCGUGUAAGGCACAGAGGGGGGGUGGCGGGGUGACGGCGAGGGAUGCGGGCGGGGGCAUACACCAUCCACCAGUCGCUCAACGCCGAGGCGGCCGCUGUGCUGAAGCUCGCGCUCGCGCUCGCGCGCAGGCGCGGCCAUGCGCAGGUCACUCCGCUGCACGUCGCGUUCGCGCUGCUGACCGGCCCCGCCGCUGCCGCCGCGUGCAUGCAGCCUCUCGCGGCCUUCUACUCGCCCGCGUCUCUGGCGGCGCCGUACGGCCUGCUCAAGCGUGCCUGCCUGCGCUCGCACCCGGCGCCCGGCGCGGCGUCGUCUCACGGCGCGCCCCAGCACCCACUCCAGUGCCGCGCGCUCGAGCUGUGCUUCAACGUCGCGCUCAAUCGCCUGCCCGCGUCCGGCCCGCACUCGCCGCCCUCCUCGAUGACGGCGCCGUUCACGUCGCCGCUUAUCCAGCCCAGCCCCACGCUCUCUAACGCUCUCGUCGCCGCCCUCAAGCGCGCGCAGGCCAACCAGCGACGCGGGUGCGUUGAGCUCCCGCAGCCACCGCCGCCAGCAAAUGCGCCGCAGCCGCAGCCACUGCUCGCCAUCAAGGUGGAGCUGGAGCAGCUGGUCAUCUCCAUCCUCGACGACCCCAGCGUCAGCCGCGUCAUGCGGGAAGCCGGCUUCUCCAGCGCCACCGUCAAGAACAACCUCGAGGAGGAGAGCGCGCUCAUGCCGCCACCUUCCUCAUCGUCCCCGCCACCGCCGCCUCCGCCCAUCCCUCCCCACUUCUUCAUCGACUCCAGCAUUUCCUCCGGCGGCAAAAGCGGUGACCGCUUCGGGCUGUGGCCAGCGCAGUUCUUGGCAGCGCCGGGCCCUGGGGCCUGCAGCGCCGACGUCCGCGCGGUCCUGGAGGUGAUGGUGCGGAAGGAGGGACGUCGAAGCAACCCCGUUGUGGUUGGUGACUCGGUGUCCAUGGCCGAGGCCGUGGCCGGUGAGCUCCUGCGGUGCCUCGAGCGCGGCGACGUCCCCGAAGCACUCGCCGGCGCUCACCUCCUAAAGCUGCAGCUCUCCUACGUGCACGUUCGCCUCAUGAGCCGCGCCGACGUGAACGCCCGGGCGUCCGAGCUCCGCCGUAGCGUGGACGCCGUGCAGCUCCAGCGCGGCGGCGGGCUCGUCGUCUGCGUGGGCGACCUGCGGUGGGCGCUCGAUGAGGAAGCGAACGACAACCACGCUGUCUCGUCGUACAGCCCCGUGGAGCACAUGGUCGCCGAGCUCGGACGCCUCCUCGAUGACCUCCGAGCCUCCCGCGUCCGCGCCUGGCUCGUGGCCACCGCCAGCUAUCAGACGUACAUGAGGUGGCAGCAGCGGCGCCGGCGGCCGCUGGAGUCCGCCUGGGCGCUGCAGGCUGUGGUGGUCCCCACCGGCAGCGGCAGCGGCCUGUCCCUCAACAUCCUGCAUUCCACAUCGUCUUCUACCUCCCUCCCAAGUGCCAGUGCAGGGGUGCCUCCGGCAACGGCGGCAUCACAGCAGCUUGGGCAGAAUCCUUUCGCGAUGGCGGGAUCGGCGACUGAGUUUGCAGGCAGAGAUGAGCAGGAUGAGAUGCAGCUGGUGCUCUGCACCGAGUGCACCAGGAACUACGAGAGCGAGGCGUCGCUCGUGAAGGCAGAGGAUGAUGUGGAGGGCCCACGUGCCAGCCUCGCGGGCUGGCUGGUGUUGGACGGGCCAUCGGCAGCCCAAACACCACACAAGCAGAAGUAUCUGAUCGAGCUGAAGAGGAAAUGGAGCCGGCUGUGCGGGAAGCUUCACCUCUGCUCCGAUCCAUGCUCCCCUCCGUGUCCAUGGUGGUCCGGUUCUGGCUUGCUACCGGUCAGCCAGAGCAAGCCAAGCGUGGCGGGGUUCUUGGGCUUGGAUGGCUUGAUAGAGCAACAACGCAAGAGCAGAACAGGACGGUGGUUCCCGCCCUCACCGUCAAGGGGUCCCCCUCGUUGGUGCCUGAGUCCACCGACGAGGGAAGCAUGUCAGGGCGUGGGAACCACGCUUGCUCUCGGCAGCCACCUGCUCUCGGACUCGGCGACAUCUCAAAGCCGCGCCUCGGGAGGCGGUGACGGUUCCGCGGCGGUGGUGCGCGAGCUGGGGCAGAGGCUGCGCAGGAACAUCCCGUGGCAGCCCGGAGCCGUCGUCGCGGAGAUUGCCAAGGCGGUGGUUGCUAGUAGCCGCCGAGAGCGCGACGGCACGCUGGGCUCGUGGCUGUACGUGAAGGGCAGAGACCACAGCGCCACGCGGCGCGCUGUCACGGUGAUCGCAGAGACGUGCUGCGGCUCGGCUGGUCGCGUGGUCCGCACCGACCCGAGCAAGUACAGCUGCGCGGAGGAGCUGUGCUCAGAUGUUGUAUCCAGGGCGUCUGAGAUGGGCGGCGAGAUGGUGGUGGUGGUAGUCGUGGACGGUGUCGAGAACGCGCCGUGCGACGUGGCCGACUGCCUGGUCGCCGCGUCGAAGAGCGGUUCCCUGAAGGAUGCCGAAUCCGGACAAGUGCUGCGUCUCUCCGGCUGCAUCGUGAUCCUGGUAGCAUCGAAGUUGCCUGGCGGCGCCAGCGACCCAAUCAACCUGCGCCUGUGGUCGGAGGACGAGGCGUCGUCCGACGGCGCUCUCAAGAGGAAGACGGAGUCACCGCAGGGCGAGGGCGAGGGCGAGGGCAAGCGGGCACGGCACGACGCCGGGCUGGGCAGGCUUGAUCUCAACCUCUGCGCCGGGGAUGACGACCCAGGCGAAGACGACGAAGCCGUCCCCAGCGACAUAACCGACGAAGGCGGCUCGAGCGAGCACGGGCAGCCGCCCCACGGCAUCCUCGGUGCCCUGACGGCGGCCCGCGUGGUCACCCUCGACAGGGAAGGCGGCGGCGACGCCACGACCUCCAUCCGCGCAAGGCUCGCCAGGGCCAUCGGCCAAGGAGGGGCGCGUGUGGAGGAGGCGGCGGUACAGGCGCUCGCGGCGGCGUCUGGACAGUUUCUUGAGGAGGAGCUUGAGAGGUGGACGGUGGAGGUGCUUGAACCGGCGGUGGCGGUAGCAACGGUCAAAAAUGGCGGGAAGGGGAAGGUGCUAGUGCUUGGAUUGGGGCCCGGCGGCGGGAGCCGGGAGACACAAGGGUUCAUGGGCUCGGUCCUUCCAAGUAGGGUCCAGGUGGACUGAGCUGUGCAUUUUUUUGGGAUGUCUCUCUCUCUCACACACAUUUUGGAGACUGGGACGUUGUUUUUGUAUGUAUUGUACGUAAAUGGUUGGAUUGGGGGCCUGGAAAUGGAGAGUUUGGGAUGAGCUGAGUUUAUAAGUAUCCAUCAAAUGCCGUACUAUUCUUUUAUGUGUGGGUGUGGAUUGCUCAACUUGAAAACUUGGAUAUACUAGUGAGCAUAUCUCCACAGAUUUUGUGGCUAAAGAUUCACA
This is a messenger RNA of Zea mays, 3730 nucleotides long. RefSeq names its product protein SMAX1-LIKE 4. Bases 359 to 3481 code for a protein of 1040 amino acids. The record is from RefSeq and is a predicted model, not a curated record. The transcript is spliced from 3 exons. NCBI's taxonomy places the organism in Eukaryota, Viridiplantae, Streptophyta, Magnoliopsida, Poales, Poaceae.